UCUGACAUUCCUCCCGGACAGAAGGCUAAAAUGAAGACACUGCUAUCCUUGAAAAGGGAGGAGGGUAUGGCCACUUGUAUGAGUGGCAUCCCCACUGUCCAAUAGCAAUUGAGAGCAAAGCUCCCUUCUCAUUGGUUCAACCGUAACCCGGAAAAGCGGGCUUCCGGAGCAGCCUGGCGCUGAGAGAAAAGCAUAGCGAGCGGGAGAGGCGAAGGUGUGGUCAGCCGUAUGAGUGGCACCUCCACUGUCCAAUAGCGGCUCAAAGCAAAAGCUCCCUUUCUGAUUGGUCAAUCUGUAACCCGGAAAGGCGGGCUUCCGGUCCGCUCAAACGUCUGGCGCCGAGCGAAAUCAAAAAGAGCAGCAAAGGGCGGCUGAGGGGGCCGUUGCCAUGGAGACGCUGCUCUCUCAGGCCGAGCAGCUCCAGUUACUGCUGGCCGCCUCCCGCUCGGGCCUCGUCCGGAAGUGGAGCCCGGAGACCGUUUCGCGGAGCCUGAGCUGGGCCCGCUUCUUCCGCCGGCUCCACCGCCGCCUCGGGGCCCGCUCCGGCCUCCUGAGGGCCGCUCUGCAGCGACGCCUCGACGGGGCCGGGCUCCACCUGGGACACUUGGGGCGCUGCCCUGAGCUGCUGGCUUUGGCGUUGCUGGAGAACGGGGCGCUGCCUUCCGCCGCCCGAGGCCGCCUCCUCCAAACCCUGCUUUUCCCGGACUCCCAGGAGGAGGAGGAGGAGGAGGAGGAAGAAGAAAAGGAAGGAGGAGAGGAGACUCCAUCUCCGCCGCCUUUCCUGCCCUUGCUGGCCAGGCGCAAGGCCGCCUCCCGGCUCCUCCUCGGCCACCUGGGCCCCGAGGGAGGAGGAGGAGGAGGAGGCCCCGCGGAGAAAGCCCAAGCACAGCUGCUGCUCUCCCGCCUGAAGGUGGGAGGCUCCUUCCUCCUGGAGCAGCUGCCCCGAGGCCCUGCGCUUUUCCAAGCCGUGGCCGCGGCCCUGUUGUUGGAGCCCGGCGGCGGGGAAGCGGAGGCGUUGCUCUCUUGGCUGCUGCUGGAGGGCUGCGAGGCCCGCCUGGCUGACUUCUGCCGCUCCCUGCCGGCCUCCCUCGCGGCCUCGCUCUGCGCCCGCCACCCUCCGCUGCUGCGACCCUUCUUGGGGCUCCUGGCUGCCUGGGGAGCCCGCCUCCACUACGACCCUCUGCGAGGAGAGUGGAGAAGCAGCAACGGCGCCGAGGAGGAGGAGGAAGAAGAAGAAGCAGGGUCCUGGGAAGAGCUGGCCCAGCGCCUCCGCCGCCUCGCCCAGGAGCCCCGGCUCAGAAGCGAAGUCUGGGCUGAGCUGAAGCGCCUCCGAGCCCAGGAGGGGGACUUCGCAGCCAGGGGCCUCAGCGUCUGGACGGAUCUCCUCCUCGACCUCGAGGGACCCCAGCAGGAAGAGCAGCCCACCCUCCUCUGACUGUGACCCAGCCGAAGCAUUUGGGGAGCCGGGACUAAAAAGGAUCUCUCAUGAUUCAUAAACGCUGGGUCUCUAGGGCUGCAUCCACACCGGAGCAAUAACCCGGCUUGGCACCUCUUUAGCGCUUUUUCUGGCUCAAGGCUCCGCUCUGGGCCCCAUAACAAACUCCAGCUCCCAUAAUUCCAUAGCCCUGAG
This is a messenger RNA of Sceloporus undulatus (fence lizard), 1630 nucleotides long. It is a transcript of the gene FANCF, whose product is annotated as FA complementation group F. Gene Ontology annotation, cellular component: Fanconi anaemia nuclear complex. Lineage: Eukaryota; Metazoa; Chordata; Lepidosauria; Squamata; Phrynosomatidae. The transcript has a single exon. The record is from RefSeq and is a predicted model, not a curated record. Bases 389 to 1435 code for a protein of 348 amino acids. Gene Ontology annotation, biological process: interstrand cross-link repair.